Messenger RNA from Mus caroli (Ryukyu mouse), 2057 nucleotides. RefSeq names its product developing brain homeobox 1 (gene Dbx1). Gene Ontology annotation, molecular function: DNA-binding transcription factor activity, RNA polymerase II-specific; DNA binding. The record is from RefSeq and is a predicted model, not a curated record. NCBI's taxonomy places the organism in Eukaryota, Metazoa, Chordata, Mammalia, Rodentia, Muridae. Gene Ontology annotation, biological process: regulation of transcription by RNA polymerase II; cell differentiation in spinal cord.
AGUAGGACGGUUACCAGGAUACUGAGCCGAAGAGGGGCACCGGGGGAGGGGCGGGAAGCCAGGCGCUUGCUCUCCGGCCCAGGGAAAGGGAGCUACUGCGCCAGACCCGCUCUAACCAUGAUGUUCCCCGGCCUCCUUGCGCCUCCCGCGGGAUACCCUAGCCUCCUGCGACCCACGCCCACCUUAACACUGCCCCAGUCCCUUCAAUCCGCAUUUUCCGGCCACUCUAGUUUCCUAGUAGAAGAUUUGAUCCGCAUCAGCCGGCCUCCCACCUACCUGUCCCGCAGCAUACCCGCUGCCAGCCUGUCACCCCCCAGUCAGGAGGCCCCCGCAGCCCUCGCCGACUCAGGGACCUCAGACCUGGGCUCUCCUGGGUCCGGGAGCCGGCGGGGCAGUUCUCCACAGACUGCCCUCUCCCCUGCCAGCGAGCCCACGUUUCUGAAGUUUGGGGUGAAUGCCAUCCUUUCCUCGGCGCCCAGAAGAGAAACUUCGCCGGCUUUGCUGCAGAGCCCUCCUCCCAAGACGUUCGCCUUUCCAUACUUCGAAGGCUCGUUCCAACCCUUUAUCAGAUCCUCCUAUUUCCCAGCUUCCUCCAGCGUCGUGCCUAUCCCUGGGACCUUCUCCUGGCCACUGGCUGCUCGCGGCAAGCCUCGCCGGGGUAUGCUGCGCAGAGCCGUGUUCUCUGACGUGCAGCGGAAAGCCCUGGAGAAGACGUUUCAGAAGCAGAAGUACAUCAGCAAGCCAGACCGGAAAAAGCUGGCCUCCAAGCUUGGCUUGAAGGACUCGCAGGUGAAAAUCUGGUUCCAGAAUCGACGCAUGAAAUGGCGGAACUCCAAAGAGCGGGAGCUCCUGUCUAGCGGGGGCUGCCGAGAGCAGACCCUUCCCACAAAACUAAACCCCCAUCCAGACCUUAGUGAUGUAGGCCAGAAGGGGCCUGGGGAUGAGGAGGAAGACAGUCCGGGUGCCCGCCUGGCCUACCACGCGCCCCCAGACCCGCGACAUUUGCUGGAAGGGCCACUGCCUGCCUCGCCGGCACACUCAAGCAGCCCCGGUAAACCGUCAGACUUCUCUGAUUCUGAUGAGGAUGAGGAGGGCGAGGAGGAUGAGGAAAUCACCGUGUCCUAGGAGCCCCUCCAGCGGCUCUGGGGCUGUUGCAAUUGGAAACUGGAGAGGGAACGCCCACGUGGCCACCUCUGUUCAGGAUCCUGGAUCCUGCCUCUUCCCACAACAGACCCACCACCUUCUCAGGGGUGGCAUCACCCUUUCUGUUGUCCCAGAGACAUUUCCUUGCUCUGUGCUGCCACCUCUAAACAACCCUUCCCACGGGAGCGUGGGUCUUUUCCACACAACAUUGCAUCUAUUUAUUGCAAAUUUAUUUUAGACACCACGUGCAGGGUGUGUGUAGAGGGGCGUCUCUAGUCCCACUGCCAGUGCUUACCGUGAGUCAGGUCCUGUCAAACACCAAGCCUCUGACCCCUAACUUCCUGGGUGGCCACCUUUCUGCAGGGAGUAUCAGUCAACCAUCCUGUCUUCUCACUGUGAGAGUAGAAAGCACAGGAGAAUAAGGGCACCAUCUCCCUGUCUAAGGGGAAAGCACUAUCAAGCAAGCUUCUCGUUUCUUGAUGCUCCUUUGGCGGGAGAAGCGAUCUCUCUCUGUAGACAUGUGCAUCCAGUGCUCUGCUUGGUGUCGUUCUGCUUCUCCAAUGGGAGCCUUUUCAGAGCGCUAGCUCCUGGCACUGGGGUGUGGACUUGUCUGACUCUCUGACAUGUUUCACCCAGCUUUGCAGUCUGGGCAGCUUUCCUGAGCUGUGCUCUACUGUGUAUCUAUAUUUUGUAUGGAUGUUUUAUACUGAGGUUAUUGUGAAUGACCAUAAUGAAGGGCUGGCUGUGUCCCUCUCAUUAUUUUUCUCUGCAAUGGUCUUUAAAGUCUAAAAGGUAGCUGUGUAACUUCAUAAUUUAUAAGGAAAUGCUUAUUUUGUAUUUUUUACCAUGUACAGACUUUUUAUAUAUGUAUAUAUGUAUCAAAUGGACAAAUGCCAAAUAAAAAGUAGAAUGAG